CAACGUGUUUUUUGGAGCGAAGCCUGCCGAGCGGCUGCGAGAACAACAAGCGCAAAUAAGUGAUCGCUCGCUCGCGUUAUGAAAGUUUCGUGUAAAUAAAUCCAUUUCGUAACACCGCUAACCAUCGGACAUUACUCGGAAAGAUGGAGAAUCCUCAGGAGAAAAAUUUAGACUGGAAGAUGCCGGACCAAGUGAUGAAAUUGCGUAAGUUCAAACUUCGAAAAGUCGCCCUACAAGCGAGGAUCAACGGGACGCGCGUUGCCGAGGCGAAAACACCCCAGCCGUCAUCGUCCAAUGUUUCGGCUAGCCAGACGGCUUCGAAAAAGCGUAAGAAUCCAUUCGCAAAAAACGAAGUAAACAAGAAGCCCAAAAACUGCACUCCGGACUUGGAGAGUAUCAGUGGUGACAGCACGUUUGAUUUGCUUAGCCUGGACUCUUCCAGUAUUAAAAAAAAUGAAGAUCUUUAUAAUGCUAGUGCUGUGGUCGAGGAUAGCAUACUUGAGCAAGCAAAAGCUACAGCUUACGUACCUGUUGAAGAGCCUAAAGGAAACAAGUAUAUUCCCAUCAAUUGGACUUUGAAGACAAAAUUGCGACUGAUGUCUCCCAAGCCUUUUGCUUGGAAGGGUAAACUGAAGGCAAGCGAAGAGGCAUCUGGAACGACAGGAUUCGUGAGGUGUUUAGAUAUUGGAGAACAAGAAACAACGCUAGAUACUAGUCCUAAUGCAAGAUUUCACCAGUGUUGCUUAGUCUGGCAACAUCCCUCUAUACCCUGGAUGGAACUGUUUCCACGAUCUCAGAGUAAAUUAAAUGUAGUUAAUGAUUUUGUUGCCAUGAACCAGGCUAUGAAAGAUGCACUCUACAAAGACUGGUGCAGCAGUUUUCGUUCUUUAUUCCAUCUGCUGAGAGUAAGACAAUGUCCAUAUUUCUAUGUUUGUGGUAAUAAUUUUACUGUUUUAUUUCGCGCCGCUGGAAUUUGUGGAAUAUCCGAAGUUCAAGCCCUGCUUACACCUUCUACAAGAGGUUUGCGCGAGGCACUGAAAAAUGAAGAGAUUCAGUUCACAAUGCCACUGAAGACCAAAACUAGAAGAAAGACAGCUUUUGAAUUAUAUGAUAUCAAGAUAGUUGAUGAUGAUGAUGAGCAUAAUGAUCAGUGGCUGAAAAGUGUGGGUAUUGAGGAAUCUGAAAUUCGCAGGAUCAGUUUUUCUCAGACAAAAGUACAAACUGGCAGGGAGUGCGAUGUGGACAAUUUACACGAAUCAUUGGUGUUUGUAACUGGAGUAGAAGCACAAGCUUUGUUCAAUUUUUUAAUCAAUUGCAAGACAAUCAUGACAAAUUGUGGACCAUAUUCUGGUAUUCCUCCAACUCUGUUAUCACCUGUUGCAUUUCAUGGAUCAACGCUCAAGCCACUGAGGGUCAGGGAAAGUACUGUUUGCAAUGGGUUGGAGAAAUUUUACUCUUUGGAGUUGAAUGGACCUAUUUUACCUGACGUUUUACCAUCUCUAUGUUCUCUAAUUUCGUGCGAUCAGUUGGAAAAGUUUUCGGUAAGUUGCGCACAACUAACAAAUACAGUAGCAUUCACUCUAGCAAAGCAUGGAGUAGAAGUAGCAGAAGAUAACGACGAUAAAAAAGAAAAGCUACCGCCAAAUAUCUUUGGUCUUGAGAAUUUAACAGAUUGCGGAUUCAACAAGAAGAUACUUGAGCAUUUUUGUAAUUCUGAUCCAGAGAGAAUUCAGAACUUUGAAAGUCUUACAUGUCAUAAUAACUUGUAUACCUGGACUUGAAGACUAAUUUUAAUUUGUUGUAGGUACAAAGUUGAUGAAUAUUCAAUCAUGUAAUUAUUGAUUUUGUAAUUAGUUAGUAUUAUUUUUAAGCCUCAAAAAAAUCGCGAUAUAGAAUACUCCAAAAAAAAUUCUGCAAGAGGUUCUUUGCAAAUGAUUGAGUGACUGUAGAGUGAAUCAAAACUACUAGGCUGUGUAUUUUUAACAAACUAGAUUUUGUCAAACAAUUAUUUGUAUCAAUUGUAUUAUUUAUGUUAGCAAAAUUUAACGAAUUGACCACAUACUGGAUUCUAUAUAGGACUUUAAGAAUUCUAAAAACUCUGACAAUAAUUAAUUUUUUUUAAUAAAACAAGUGGAAAGUAUUGUUUUGCUGGAUGCAAACUUACCCCACAGUGACAUGAAAACCGCGAAGAAAACCGUCGAUGGAUUGUCAAAUAAAUAAGUGACCUUGGAAUGAAAGCAAGUAUCUCUCAGGUUCCAGGUACCACAGAAGUGGUCACAGAGUGAACACAUGGUGUAAUUGGACAUGCAGACAUCCUUGCUUGGCUCGUUUGAGUACAAAGUGAAGAGACUGUAGGCAAAGCAUAUCAGUCCAACAACACUUGCUGGCAGUAACAUGUGCGUGUAAAAUCCAAGCCACGCGAAGUACAAUCCUAUUUUGACGCCGAAGUAUUCCUUUAUGUAAUCUAGUGGCUGAUAAUUUAAGCAUUUGUUGACGCUUGCCCAUUCUGUAUAUAAAAGGUAUCUCAUCGAAUCCGGAGUUUUUAAUGUACCCUAGAACAAACAAAAGGAUCAUCAUGUGUGUAAAUAAUUUGACUUAAAUUAUUAUUAUGUGAAUAAAAAUUGUGCCACAUAA
Molecule: messenger RNA, 2634 nt
Organism: Nasonia vitripennis (jewel wasp)
Lineage: Eukaryota; Metazoa; Arthropoda; Insecta; Hymenoptera; Pteromalidae
Gene: hd
Product: protein downstream neighbor of son homolog
Exons: 1
Coding region: 144-1781 (545 amino acids)
Biological process (GO): nuclear DNA replication
Cellular component (GO): nucleus
Source: RefSeq, a predicted model, not a curated record